This is a messenger RNA of Cuscuta campestris, 1268 nucleotides long. The record is from the annotation of a GenBank genome assembly. Lineage: Eukaryota; Viridiplantae; Streptophyta; Magnoliopsida; Solanales; Convolvulaceae.
CGCCUCCAAAACUUUCCAAACCCUUUUCUCUCUCUCUCUCUCUCUCUCUCUCUCUCUCUCUCUCUCUCUCUCUCUCUCCCCCUCCCUUUUUAUUUCUCUCCUUUUUAUCGUUCAACAUUUUGCAAAAGAAUCCUUUCAAGCUGGCGAUCGAGGAUCAAGAAACCACCGUCCGGGAAUUCAAGCCCAAGAACCGGCGAAUCAUGGGAGCCGGAGGGCCAGAGGACGAAGACAACAGGUGGCCGCCAUGGCUGAAACCUCUGCUGAAGGAGAGAUUCUUCGUCCAAUGCAAGCAACACGCCGAUUCCCACAAGAGCGAAUGCAACAUGUACUGCUUGGAUUGCACUAAUGGCGCCCUCUGCUCUCUCUGUUUAUCCCACCACAAAGACCACAGAGCCAUUCAGAUAAGGAGGUCUUCUUACCACGAUGUGAUCAGAGUGAAUGAGAUUACAAAGUAUUUGGACAUCUCCUCUGUCCAGACAUACAUUAUCAACAGUGCCAAAGUCGUCUUCUUGAAUGAACGCCCGCAGCCCAGGCCCGGUAAAGGCGUCACCAAUACCUGCGAAGUUUGCGAGCGCAGCCUCCUCGAUUCUUUCCGCUUCUGUUCUCUGGGCUGCAAGAUUGUUGGAACAUCCAAGAACUUCGUGAGAAGGCCGGAGAAGAAGAGGGCGGCGGCGGCGGUGGGGGGCUCGGAUUCGGAGGAGUCGUACAGCAGCAGCAGCCGUGGCAGGGCGGCGGCGGCGGCGGCGCAGCAGGGGAGCAAAAUACAGAGCUUCAGUCCAUCGACGCCACCGCAAACUUCUGUUAAUUACAGAACUGCCAAGAGAAGAAAGGGUAUUCCGCACAGGGCCCCGAUGGGAGUGCUGAUAAUUGAGUACUGAGAUUUGCUCUUCGCCCCUCGAUAUAUCUCAUAAUUAUGCCAAACCCCCCCUACAUUAUACUGUUUUCUAGUUUUUUACCCCGACACUAGUGCUUUUUGUUCACCCCGAAGGCCAGUGUUAAAUAUGCCUUCUUCCUUCCAUUAGCCGCCGUAUAUGUUUGUACAUAUAGUAGAAGCCGCCGCCGCCGCUAAUAGUAUAUGUGGAAAAUGCAGGGAGCAGAAAUGGAAAUAAAGCAUUGUGCAAGGACCUAUGUCUAAAUACUCUAUAGGUACAACUUUGGGCUAUGAAAAUAAAUAAAGCAUAUAUAUCUAAUGUACAAAUAUAGCUUGAAUGUGAAAUGUCAGUUAUGACCUUCUAGAGUGUUUAUACAUAUAAAGUUUUAGUAAUUUC